Wallemia mellicola CBS 633.66 is the source of this 4235-nucleotide messenger RNA. RefSeq lists its product as hypothetical. The transcript is spliced from 4 exons. Gene Ontology annotation, cellular component: cell septum; cell periphery. Lineage: Eukaryota; Fungi; Basidiomycota; Wallemiomycetes; Wallemiales; Wallemiaceae. Gene Ontology annotation, molecular function: chitin synthase activity. Bases 29 to 4072 code for a protein of 1347 amino acids. The record is from RefSeq and is a predicted model, not a curated record.
ACUACAGUAACGUUUAUUUAUACCCUUUAUGGAUAGACGUCCACCAAUAAAGCAUCAUUCAAGCUCUUCAUUCAAAUCUAGUGAAACUUUAGAGGGCCCUACUGUUAGCUUUCACUAUCAACAGAAUGAUAUCGAAUCUGGACAGAAUAACAGCAACUUCAAGAGAAAGAAAUCACUCGUUAAGCCUGAGAGAGAGAGACUGAAUCAAAAUCAUCGUUUAUUUCAUUAUCGCAAUAGCGCUGCUAACCAAUCCGGACAUGUUGACGUCAAGGCAAGUUCAACGGGCGCUUACCCUCAACAGUCCGCUUUGAGGAGAGGUAAAUCCGUUCUCGGUAGAGAGGAUCCAGGGCCUUCUUUAUUACGGAGACAAACAAAAAGGCAGAAGUCCACCUCCGUCGAUACUCCAGGUAAUGGCCCAACAGGUACCGAACCAGUAACAGCUAAACCUUCAAAAUUGUCUGCUUACUCUAGCAUACCUGGUCCAAAAGGUCCUUGGAUGCUUUAUUGCUUUAUUAUCACAUGCUUCAUUCCAAACUUCGCCUUAAAGUUGUUCGGUAUAAACACACCUGAACGACAAAGAGCGUGGCGCGAAAAGAUUGGUUUAAUUGGUGUUAUCGCUUGCUUAAUGGCUUUAGUCGGUUUCAUCACCUUCGGUUUCACCCAGACAGUUUGUGGUAGACCCCCAAAUCGUUAUCAGGUCGGUCAUAUUGAUAAUGGUAACCUGGUCAUAAAUGGUUAUUCUUAUAGCUUAAACACAUGGGAUCACCCUCAAGUUGAUGACUGGUUCACAGAUGAUGAGGAUAGAAAUGUUCUCUUCAAUGGUCCUAUGCCAGCAGCCGGUAUGGAUGCCUCUUUUCUCUUUCAAAGAGUCAAUCAAGAUUGUCUCAAUGUUAUCACUCCAGCAGAUGGUAGUGGAAUUGAUCAUAGUGGUAAUCAGAUGUCCUGGUAUUUCCCUUGUCAAUUGUUCAGUCCCAAUGGUACAUCGAGUGCAUCACUCACAAAUUACACCGACCCUACACUUUGUCAUACUUCAUCAACCGCAAGGGAUGCUUAUCACUCUCUAGACACUGUGCAAGAUGUUACAACAGGUCAAAUUUAUUUUACUUGGGAAGAUAUUCGUAACCCGGACAGAAAUCUUAUCGUCUAUGAACAAGAUGUUCUGGAUUUAGAUUUACUAAACUGGUUGGAUAGCUCUCAAGUUAAUUGGCCAUUGGAGUUUGAUGAACUCAAGUCACCGUCACCCAAUGACAAAUAUAAAGGUCGAGAUAUCACUAUGACAAUGCAGAGAACAGGAAGAGACGAAAUUGGAAAAUGCUUGCAAAAUGUUAUCAGAGUUGGUUUUAUUGACACUGAUACAAUUGGAUGCGUUGCCUCUAAUGUCGUUCUUUAUUUGUCUUUGAUUUUCAUCAUUGGUGUUGUCUCUAUCAAAUGGGCCAUGGCCGUCUUCUUUGGUUGGUUUAUGUCUUGGAGAUUAGGUGUUGGUUUCAAAGAAUCUCGUGAAGAACGACAUGCACGUAUGAAUGCCAUUGAAAAUUGGACGGAUGAUAUUCAUAGACCUGCACCAAGUAAAUAUAGACCAUCUCAGUUACCGCUUCCAAGUAAAAUGAGCGCUCUUAGUAAAACAACAUCGAAGAUUUUACCAAAGAGUAGUAGAUUCACGCCAGCUCAAGAGAAGCCAACAUUCAUCCCAGAAUUGAAUAAAAGGGCAACUAACUUCACUUCUUCUGGUACUAAAAGUUUCCUCGCAUCAUCUGUAUACAGUCCACCUGAUUCACCAAUAAUUAGAGGGGCUCGUAGUUCAAGUAGCUUACCUUUUGCUAGUUCAAAAGAGUUUGUUGAUUGGAAUAGGUCUUCUUCAUUAGGUUCUGGCUCCUCGGGUGGUUGUCCUUAUCCAUUGGCAGUAGAUGCUGUCCCACAACCCUCAAGUGAUUAUGAACCAUUCAACUUCCCACUGGCACAUACCAUCUGUCUCGUUACUGCUUAUUCCGAAAGCGUUGAAGGUUUGAGAACUACUUUAGACUCUUUAGCUACCACAGACUAUCCAAAUAGUCAUAAACUUUUGUUAAUAAUUGCAGAUGGUGUCGUCAAGGGCUCUGGAAAUGAUUUAUCAACACCCGAUAUUUGUUUAUCAAUGAUGAAAGAUUUAAUCGUACCAAGAGAUCAAGUGGAAGCUCAUUCUUAUAUUUCGAUAGCUGAUGGUCAUAAAAGACACAAUAUGGCAAGGGUUUUCUCCGGAUUUUAUGAUUAUGAUGAUGCAUCCGUCGAACCAAGUAAACAACAGCGUGUACCAAUGAUUUUAGUAGCAAAAGUUGGUAACCCUCUAGAAGCAUCUGAAGCAAAACCUGGUAACAGAGGUAAACGUGAUUCUCAAGUUUUGCUUAUGGCAUUCCUACAAAAAGUUAUGUUUGAUGAGCGUAUGACAACGUUUGAAUUCGAAUUCUUUAAUAAUAUCUGGAGAGUAACCGGAGUUUGUCCUGAUCGUUACGAAACAUGCUUAAUGGUUGAUGCCGAUACUAAAGUUUUCCCUGAUUCGCUUACAAGGAUGAUGGCAUGUAUGGUUGUUGAUCCUGAAAUUAUGGGUCUUUGCGGUGAAACGAAAAUUGCGAAUAAAGCACAAACUUGGGUCACAAUGAUACAAGUAUUUGAAUAUCAUAUUUCACAUCAUCUUGCCAAGGCUUUCGAAUCAGUGUUUGGUGGUGUAACUUGCUUACCUGGUUGCUUUUCGAUGUACAGAAUUAAAGCACCCAAAGGUGGACAAGGUUAUUGGGUACCAGUACUUUGCAAUCCGGAUAUAGUUGAACAUUAUUCGGAAAAUAUUGUUGAUACUUUACACAAAAAGAAUUUAUUACUACUUGGUGAAGAUCGUUUCCUCACUACAUUAAUGUUGAAAACUUUACCAAAGCGUAAGAUGAUGUUUUGUCCUCAAGCUGUUUGCAAAACUGUGGUUCCGGAUGAAUUCAAAGUAUUAUUAUCGCAAAGAAGAAGAUGGAUCAAUUCAACUGUUCAUAAUCUCUUUGAAUUAGUUUUAGUUAGGGAUUUAUGUGGUACUUUCUGCUUCUCAAUGCAAUUCGUAGUCUUCAUGGAAAUGGUUGGUACAAUGGUCUUACCUGCUGCUAUCACCUUUACAAUUUACAUCAUUUGUUUGGGAAUUAUCCCAUCUCAACCUACUCCAACAAUUUCACUUAUUUUACUGCUUAUCAUUCUCGGUUUACCUGGUCUACUUAUAGUUUUGACUUCAAGAAGAUUGGCUUAUGUUGGUUGGAUGUUAAUUUAUUUACUAUCAUUACCAAUUUGGAACGCAAUUUUACCAGCUUAUUCUUUCUGGCAUUUCGAUGACUUCUCUUGGGGUGCAACUCGUCAAAUUGAAGGUGAAAAAGAAGGAGAAUCACAUGGUGAUAAAGAAGGUGAAUUUGAUCCUUCACACAUUAUAAUGAAGCGUUGGAACGAAUUUGAACGUGAUAGAAGAUACAAAACUGGUACAAAUAGUAGAGAUUCAACCGAUGACUUUACACGCUCACCACGAAGAAAUGAUUAUAGAAGAUCUGUAGUCAGUAAUCACGAUAGUGGUAGUACUUUGGAUAUUUUGAGGGUACCCGCAUCACCUUCUAGGGCAUCUUUAUCAGGACCACCUUUGAUUGAGUUACCACAUCCUUUAUCAAAUGAAGCCAGUAAUACGUCAUCACCAUUAGCAGUACCAAAAAUUCCCUCAACUUUGAUAAAUGAUGAAUUAAACAAAUCAGAUGUUAAUGAUGAUAGUGGUUUAGAGCAACCAUUCAUCAGAUUUAAUCAUGAAAAUUCACCUAAACGUAAUGAAUCUGAUAGUGAAAAAUUAUCAUCAAUACCAAGCAACAAUCCUUAUCGACACAGUCAGUUAGAAUAUAAUAAUCUUACUAGUAAACCACCUGUUUUAGAUAUAAACUUACUAGAUCAAGGUCCAGUUGGUGAAUCACCAAGGCGACUAAUAAAGCCUACAAAUAAAAGAAACUCACCUAGUUCUUCCUUAGCACUUGAUCAAUUAAAUCAUCAUAAUCAACAAAGGCGGACUGAAAGAGAUGAGUAUGAUUCUCAAUAAUCUCGUCAUAAUGCAAUACAUUCGUAUGUAUAUAUCAUGCUCAAUCAUUUCUUAAUAAUUACUUAUAUUUAUUUAAUAUGUUGACAUCCUACAUGUCAUAAUGAAUUACUAGCGAACAAUCUCAAACAAUUUCACAGUCAGGGUUUAUUGAACAGUGUAUUUC